GCAGCUGAUGGAAAACCAGAUCAAUGUGGUGGAACGAGGAGCAUUUGACGACAUGAAAGAACUAGAACGGCUACGACUGAAUAGGAACCAGCUGCACACUUUGCCAGAGCUCCUCUUCCAGAAUAACCAGGCAUUGUCACGGCUAGACCUGAGUGAAAACCUUCUUCAGGCUGUGCCCAGAAAGGCAUUUCGUGGAGCCACUGAUCUCAAGAAUUUGCAGUUGGACAAGAAUCAUAUAAGUUGCAUCGAGGAAGGGGCCUUUCGUGCUCUCCGUGGGCUGGAAGUAUUGACUUUGAACAACAACAACAUCAGCUCCAUUCCCAUCUCCAGCUUCAACCAUAUGCCCAAACUGCGCACCUUCCGCUUGCACUCCAAUCAGCUGAUCUGUGAUUGUCAUUUGGGUUGGCUUUCCCAGUGGCUCCGCCAGCGACCCACUAUUGGACUCUUCACACAAUGUGCUGGUCCUCCAUCUCUACGUGGUCUAAAUGUUGCAGAAAUCCAAAAGAAUGAAUUCAACUGUGCAGGCCAGGAUGAUGCUACCAGGAUUCACAUCUGCAGUUUUUCAUCUGGGUCCUGUCCUGCCAUGUGUACUUGUAGCAAUGGCAUUGUAGAUUGUCGUGGCAAAGGGCUAACAGCCAUCCCUGCCAACUUGCCAGAAACCAUGACAGAGAUACGUCUGGAACUGAAUGGCAUCAAGUCCAUCCCCCCUGGAGCCUUCUCAUCAUACAAGAAACUGCGCAGGAUAGACCUGAGCAACAACCAGAUUUCAGAGAUUGCGCCUGAUGCCUUCCAAGGCCUUCGUUCGCUCAACUCUCUAGUCUUGUAUGGGAACAAGAUCACAGAGCUGCCCAAAGGAGUAUUUGGAGGCCUCUAUGCACUACAACUACUGCUAUUGAAUGCCAACAAGAUUAACUGCAUCCGGGCAGAUGCCUUUGCUGACCUGCAGAACCUCUCACUGCUCUCUCUUUAUGACAACAAGAUCCAGACCCUGGCUAAAGGCACUUUUGCUACCCUGCGUGCCAUCCAGACACUCCAUCUGGCCCAGAACCCCUUUAUUUGCGACUGCAACCUGAAGUGGCUGGCAGACUUCUUGCGUGCCAAUCCUAUUGAGACAAGUGGUGCUCGUUGUGCCAGUCCCCGGCGUUUGGCCAACAAGCGCAUUGGACAGAUCAAGAGCAAGAAAUUCCGCUGUUCCCCCAAGGAGCAGUACUUCAUUCCAGGUACAGAAGAUUAUCAUUUGAACAGUGAAUGCCACAGUGAUGUGGUCUGCCCACCCAAGUGCCGCUGUGAAGCCAAUGUAGUGGAAUGUUCCAAUCUGAGGCUGACAAAGAUCCCAGAGCGCCUCCCACAGGCUACUGCUGAAUUACGCCUGAAUAACAAUGAAAUCACAGUGGUGGAGGUGACAGGUAUCUUCAAGAAACUCCCACACUUAAAAAAAAUAAAUUUGAGUAACAACAAGGUCUCAGAGAUUGAGGAUGGGGCCUUUGAGGGAGCAGCCUCAGUGAGCGAGUUACACUUGACUGCUAACCAGCUAGAGUCAGUGCGCAGCGCCAUGUUCCGGGGCUUGGAUGGGCUGCGGACGCUGAUGCUGAGGAACAACCGCAUCAACUGCAUUCAUAAUGACAGCUUCACUGGGCUGCGCAGCGUGCGCCUUCUCUCCUUGUAUGACAAUCAGAUCAGCAUUAUUUCACCCGGGGCUUUUGAUACAUUGCAGUCACUCUCUACUCUGAACCUGCUGGCUAACCCCUUCAAUUGCAAUUGUCAUCUGGCCUGGCUGGGUGAUUGGCUUCGCAAGAGGAAGAUUGUGACUGGGAAUCCACGCUGCCAUAAUCCAGAUUUUCUGCGCCAAAUCCCACUGCAGGAUGUUGCCUUCCCCGACUUCAGGUGUGAGGAAGGUCAGGAGGAGACAAUCUGCUUCCCACGCCCUCAGUGCCCCCAAGAGUGCACCUGCCUAGACACGGUAGUUCGUUGCAGCAAUAAGCACCUGAAAAACCUCCCAAAAGGAAUACCCAAGAACGUUACAGAGCUCUAUUUGGAUGGUAACCAAUUCAUCCUUAUCCCAGGACAACUCUCCACUUUCCGUUACCUGCAGCUGGUGGACCUGAGCAACAAUAAGAUCAGCUUCCUCAGCAACAAUUCCUUCACCAAUAUGAGCCAACUGACCACUUUGAUCCUCAGCUACAACGCAUUACAGUGUAUCCCCUCAUUGGCCUUUGAAGGUCUCCAUUCACUACGGCUGCUGUCUCUCCAUGGAAAUGAUAUCUCUACACUCCCUGAAGGGAUCUUUGCUGAUGUUACCUCCCUAUCUCACCUAGCAAUCGGUGCCAACCCCCUGUACUGUGAUUGCCACAUGCGCUGGCUCUCAGGCUGGGUCAAAACUGGCUACAAAGAGCCUGGCAUUGCUCGUUGUGCUGGUCCUGCGGAUAUGGAAGGCAAACUUUUACUCACCACUCCAGCCAAGAAGUUUGAAUGCCAAGGGCCUCCCCCACUGAUCAUUCAGGCCAAAUGUAACCCCUGUCUCUCCAGUCCUUGCCAAAACAGGGGCAGUUGUCAGCAAGAUCCUCUGGGCUCCUACCACUGUGCCUGUUCCAGUGGUUAUAAGGGGAAAAACUGCGAAUUCUCUGCUGAUGGUUGCUCCAGCAGGCCCUGUGAGAAUGGUGGGACCUGUCUUCCUCAAGAAGGAGAUGGAGCCAGCUUUAAAUGUUCUUGUGCAGAUGGAUUUGAAGGUCCAAGAUGUAAUCUGAAGACCAGUAGUUGCAACAGCAAUUGCAAGAAUGGAGGCACAUGUUUUAAUGGGUCCACCAACUACACAUGUUUGUGCCCACCCUUCUAUACAGGGACUUACUGUGAGCAGCCCGUGGAUGUCUGUUCCCCAGAGCUCAGCCCCUGCCAGCAUAAGGCCAUCUGCAGAGUUUCCCUUGAUGGACCCAAGUGUGAAUGUAUGCCUGGCUAUGUGGGAGAUAAUUGCAGUGUGGACUAUGAUGACUGCCUAGACCACCAAUGCCAGAACAAUGCCAAGUGCUUCGAUGAACCAAAUGGUUAUUCCUGUCUUUGUACUGGCGGUUUCAGUGGUCAGCUCUGUGAGAUCCCGCCUCAUGGCUCCUUUCAGUCCAGUCCCUGUGAGAGGGUAGAGUGCCAGAAUGGUGCCAACUGUGUGGAGUUAGGUAAUCGUGCCUUAUGCCAGUGCCUUCCUGGCUUUGGAGGACUCAAAUGUGAGAAGCUACUGAGUGUCAAUUUUGUGGAUAGGGACACAUACCUACAAUUCACGGAUUUGCAGAAUUGGCCCAGUGCCAACAUUACUCUGCAGGUCUCCACAGCCGAAGACAAUGGGAUUCUCUUGUAUAAUGGGGAUACUGACCACAUGGCAGUGGAGCUUUAUCAAGGCCAUGUGCGUGUCAGCUAUGAUCCAGGCACUUACCCUAGCUCGGCUCUUUACAGUGCAGAGACCAUCAAUGAUGGACAGUUCCAUACAGUGGAACUGGUGACAUUUGAGCGGAUGGUAAACUUAUCCAUCGAUGGAGGUGAUCCCAUGACCAUGGAUAGCUUUGGCAAGGCCCACACAUUGAAUUCUGAGGCUCCACUCUAUGUGGGGGGCAUGCCAGUGGAUGUGAAUUCUGCUGCCUUCCGCGUUUGGCAAAUCUUGAAUGGUUCCAGCUUCCAUGGAUGUAUCCGCAACCUAUACAUCAACAAUGAAUUGCAAGACUUUACUAAGACUCAGAUGAAACCAGGAGUUGUGCCUGGCUGUGAACCUUGCCGCAAGCUCUACUGUGUGCAUGGCAUUUGCCAACCCAAUACUGCUCACGGACCCAUUUGUUACUGUGAUUCAGGGUGGGCCGGGCCCCAUUGUGACCAGCCAAUUACUAACCCUUGCCAGGGACACAAGUGUGAACAUGGAAUCUGUAUGCCUCUUGAUGCACUCUCCUAUAGUUGCCAGUGCCAAGAUGGUUACAAAGGGGCCUUGUGCAACCAGGAAGUGGAACUACACAACCCAUGCAAGAGCUUAGAGUGUGUUCAUGGUCAGUGCCAGAUCUCGGAUGCAGGAGAAGCCUACUGUGAAUGUAGCCCAGGAUUCGAUGGGGAUCUCUGUGACCAAGAAUCAGAGUGUCGAGGAGAGGCUGUGCGAGAUUUCCAUCAAGUCCAGCGAGGUUAUGCCAUUUGUCAGACAACACGCCCAGUCUCCUGGAUGGAGUGUCAGGGAUCGUGCCCAGGACUAGGCUGCUGUGGAGGACUGCGUCUUAAGCGCAGGAAAUAUACCUUUGAGUGCAGUGAUGGCUCAUCCUUUGUGGAGGAAGUGGAAAAACCUAGCAAAUGUGGCUGUUCCCAUUGCAUGUAGUCUCCGGUGAGGGACAGGCCAUAGCCAGAGACCUGGGAGCGAGGCCUGCCCUAGCAGAAGCCUUGGGACAUUCCUGUAAUCUCCUCUUGCCUCUUGAGCUGCUUUGCAGAGGGGUGAGGAAGGAGACUCAGUUUGGAAUCUCAGCCACUUGUUUAUCAUGGUGACGGUGGCUAUUCAGGACAGAAGAGACAAAGGUGUAGAUAAAAGCUGUUUGUUUGUUGUUUUCUGCUGGCAAAUCCAGCUGAACAGAUGUAUUUAUAUCCAGCACAGAUUCUACCUGGGGCCACUGAUUGGGCACACCAUGGAUUCUUACUGAAGAUCUCCACAAUUGUUUGUGCUGCCAGUGUAAUGUCCUAAGAACCAUGCGCGUGGGUCUUGCCUGGCCUCAGGAACCAGUCAUUUCGUAUCUUUUGUACCUUAACUGGAAUCUCCUAUCUGCACCAUGCCUUCUUUCUUCUGUUGGGCAAUUCUACUUUUUCUCUUGCUGAGUAGCUUCUCUUAUUCUCAUUCUUACUACCUGCUCAUGGUAACUCCAUCUUCUGUUUAUGGGGCUAAACUGCAAGCAGUGCAGAGACCAGGAGAAAAUGGGACAUUAUUACAAGACUAGAAAAGAAAAAAUACUUCAGAAAAAGAGGAAGGAAUUGUUGCUGCCUACAGCUUAAUGGUUAUAAGGCACUGUGGAAUAAAAACAGCUUAGACAUGCAAUUGCAUUGUGGUCAUCGGUUGAAAGCUGCCUUCAUUUAUUAAUAAUAAAAAACCAGAUUGGCUGAGCCACCAGCAUUACUAUUGCUGUACUGUUGCAAUUUAGUGCCAACUUAUUUAGAAGUAAAACCUACUAAACUCCAUGGGAUUUAAUUUCUAAAUAAGACUAAGAUUUGAUUACAUGAAAGCUAAAGAAGAUCCUGGGCUAGAAACUGCAGGUCUGCUGGCAUGAAGGAAGAGGACUAGAUCCAAUUCCUUGAUGCAAAUUCUGCAAUUGCCACAAUAAUUUCUUUAAUUCCUUACUCUUAUCACAGUCUUCCAUACCAUAAAAUCAUUUUCUGCUACAUGCCACUUGAUUAUUGUAACAAGUCUGGACUGAUGGAAGAUGCCAGUUCUACAGUCCAAUUGCUAUCACCUCUAGAAUAACCUUGUUCACCCCCAUCAUUAUUCAUGGAGGGAGGAGGACAAAUGAAUAGCAUGUAUUUCUUGCAUUCAGCUUAUUGUAUUGCUACUUUUCAGCCAUGCAGUAGGAUGCAGCAGGCCUUCCCAUAAAAUAGAACCCUUGUCCUUCUGUAAACGAGAGAGGAAUGAGAUUGGGACUGUACUACACUCAGUGGGAAUAAGAUGGAGCAAGGCAUUUAAAAUAAAAUAAGCUGAGUGUCUUCUCUUUCUGUCUCCAAAUCCCUGCUUGAGAGAGGGCUUUUGUGGUGGACUUUAACUGCAGGAACAAAUUGUUCAAUGUUUCCUGUCAAUAAAUGAAUUCUGUUGGUACUUCUUAC
This is a messenger RNA of Python bivittatus (Burmese python), 5814 nucleotides long. RefSeq names its product slit guidance ligand 1 (gene SLIT1). The record is from RefSeq and is a predicted model, not a curated record. NCBI's taxonomy places the organism in Eukaryota, Metazoa, Chordata, Lepidosauria, Squamata, Pythonidae. Gene Ontology annotation, biological process: negative chemotaxis; axon guidance. Gene Ontology annotation, molecular function: Roundabout binding; heparin binding; calcium ion binding.